CACGCACCUCCCACACGUCCACGCCGUCCACGCCCCGGUUUCUCACGCGAGAACCUCGCGUUUGGCCCUCCUUCACCCCCAUACGCGCACCGGCACCCUUUCUACCCGCCCGCCUGUACCCAUGGUCCGCCGCUCCUCCUUGCGGCCUCGGUCUCCAUCUCCGCCGCCCGCCUGCCUCUGCGCGCGCCCUGCCCCCGGCAUCCACCGCCUCCAGCCCCAGUGCGCCCGCCUCCGGCCCCGGCGUCCUCGGCCCGCGGCGCGCCCGCCUUCGCUCUCGGAGCACACGGCCUACGCGGUCGGUGAGCCUGGCCUCCGCACCCGGUGUGACCGGCCCCCGCGCGGCCGACCUCCUGCCCCUUGCCUCCUGCCAUCUCCUUCACGGGUCGCCGGCGGGCUCGCCGCGGCGCGCACCGCUCACGCCGACCCCCUCCUCCCCGCUUCCCCGCACUCGCCGUCCACGGAGGGCGACGACGAGGGGGCACCAACCUCUGAUCCGGAGCGGCGGCCGGAGGUCCUGGCGGCGUCGGCGUCGGCGUCGCUCCGAGUGCCCGACGGGGAUGAGGACGGCCUCGCGGGACCACAAUAUGUAUGCACUAAUUUCUGGACCUUCGUAUGCCUAUCAUGCAGUGGAAUUCAGGAUUUGCAGGCUUGUUUUUGGUGGAAAUGUGUUUGUAAUGGCAAGCGAAGAACACACAACGGUGCAUUCUGUGGAGAAGCCUGACACAAGGAUCCCACCAGAUGUCAUUGAGGAGAUACUUCUCAGGCUUCCCAUAAGCUCUCUUCUUAAACUGCGCAGAGUCUGCAAGCAAUGGUGCAACAUGAUCAGUGACCCCCGCUUCAUCAUGGAACAUGCCUAUCGUGCACCUAAACACCUCCUCCUUUACUUGCCUAAAGUGGAUUUAUCGGCAUCCCUCCAUUCCAAGACUCUCAAACCAUGCCAUGCAACGAUCAUUGAUGAGAAAUGGUCUCCAUGGACAUGGGCAGCAUUGCAUAUGGACUCGGACGGUCACCUCUUUGCAUCAUGCAAUGGUCUGCUUUGCUUCUACAAGAUACACACACUGAAGAUAGCCAAUCCUGCAAUAGUUCAAUGCUUGCAUCUCUUGAAACCUGACGGGAUAAUGUUGCACGACUUCCACUAUCUAUACAGCUUUGGAUUUCACCCGACGAGUAGAGAAUACAAGCUUGUGCACUUUCUCCGUGAGCCCCAGCGCUAUAAAUCAGGACAGCCUUUCCAUUUCGACACCAUUCAAGGGUACACCAUUGGCGAAGACAAAUGGAGAGAUAUCAGAGCUCUGAGACCAUGCUGCAUGGUGAAUCUUGGAGUUGUUACCGUGGAUGGAGUUGCGUCAUUUGAUCUCAGGGAAGAAACAUUUGCAUCGAUUCAACUUCCACCAUUUGAGAUGAAAGAGACAGCCUCUUGUGCCACCCCCAAAAUUGCUUGCUAUAUAACUAAGAUAGACGAGAAGGUAUGUAUCGUGACUAUACCAUACCAAAGCCAUAUACCAAGGUGGCGCCGCUACAACACAGAGCUUUCUGGCGGGAUGGAUAUUUGGGCUCUUGAAAGUCAGACUGAGCACAAGUGGUUCCUAAAAUAUAGCAUCCAAACACCAUCUGUACACCGGUAUGUACCUCAGCCAUGCUUCAUCCACUGGGAGAGGAUCAUACUACAGGAUCGGGACGGUAAUGUGUGGUACCAUGAUUUGCAUGGCAAGAACGUGCAGAUUGAGCACAGAGAGGAGGUGAAGCUUUUAGACAUAGGAGCCUACAGAUUCUAUGAGACGCAAUCCUACUUCUACAAGGAGACACUUGUUCCUUUGAGUGUAUAUGCAGGGGCAGCCAUUGUCCGUGCACCACCUCGGCCUCUUGCUUCUCCAGUUGCUUGACAUUAGUUUGAUUGUGAGAGCACAAAUGGAAAUGUGUUAUUUGAUGAUGAGUGAUUGACAUGUUGGUGAUUGAGAGCUUUCGGUUUGCGUAGCAUGUUUCAAUUGGUUUGAUUAUGUUUAUGGCUAACCGUGGGUGAAAACAGAUGAUAUGUGGAGAGAUGUGUUUCUUGGCUCAUGAUGUGUAGGUGCACGGAUGGACACGGCGGUCGAUGGCAAAGGCGGUGAAGGGCGCGUGGAGGUGUGUGGCCGAUGGACCGUGCUAAGCCGGGUGGAGCUGUGGGCGAUCCGCAUCGCUCACAUGGAGAGUGCAAGAAACCAUGUUGGAAGAGAAGGAAAUGGAGAUGGCGUCGACCAAGUCAAGGCGGAAUGGCGAUGGCAAGCGAGAGGCGGCCCGGUGGCGGGUGCGUGAAUGCUUGAAGGCGUCGAAGGUCAUGGCGGAGGUUGGACACGCAUCUUCAUGGAGGAUUCAUGUUUGAAGAAGCAUGGAGGACGGUUUGCCUGUUUUUCCUCAAAACUGGGGACAGAGUCGGAGGAUGCGUGGCAUCUUCAUGGAGCUUGCUUGGAGACAAAGCAGAGUGGUGAAGGAGCUGGGUCCGUCCGAUGGACAACUAAAGUUUUGGACCAUUUUGCCCUUCGGGGAUAAUAUCUAUAUAUUAGUCUUAGGGGCAUUUUGGGAAUUGUCCAUUUGCCUAUAUAUAUAUAUAUAUAUAUGAGAGAGAGGGCUGGUGCAGAGAACUCUCUGAGUGCAAAACCAGAGCAUGUCAACCUCUUUUCAAGACUAAUAUUCAUUUUUGCUACUUCAUUAGCUUGGUUAGGGCUUCAAGAGAGAGAGGGGUUAGGGUUUUAAAUCUUUUCCUUUUUCUCUUCAAGAGUGGGAGGAUGAAGGGUGGUUUCCAAGUUAUGUAUCUAUGAAUCUUGCUUAGUGCAUAUUUCUUUUCAUCUGUUGUUUAGAAAUUCUGUGAUACUUUUGAUCUCCCUCCUUUUAAUCUCUUGUUCUUGAAGAUUGAGUUGAUUUUUCACUCCUCGCAUUUGACAGCAAGUUCUUGUGUUUUGUUGGGGCAAAAGAUUGCCAGGACAUGUGUGAGAACAUCUAAGGUGAUUCCAAAUUUAUUUCCUCAUAUGAGCACCUUUUAGUUGUUUUUCCCUGUUACAUCUAUCUCUGUGUGCUUUAGGUCGAAUCCAUAAAAUAGAGGUUGAAAUCUUGAUCUCUUUGAGGAGAUCUUUUAGAUAAAGAUUCACAGCGUUCGUGAGAAGCUGUGGUAAAAAUUUCGUUGGAUUUGGACCACGUUUGCUUAAUUUUCCUUUGUGGAUUUUGAGUUCUGAGUUACAGUUUUUCAGUACUGCAACCAGUUCGUAACUUCUGAUGAACAUUCGUGAACAAUGUUUUAGAACCAGAUCUUUUUAAGAUUUUACUGUUCAUUCGAGGCUGGUUUUCUGUUCGUUUGAAGUACUUUUGAGGCCGAUUUUACUGUUCACUCGAGCUCAUUUACCGUUCACUCGAGCUCAUUUACCGUUCACCGAGCACUCGGGCU
Molecule: messenger RNA, 3415 nt
Organism: Phragmites australis (common reed)
Lineage: Eukaryota; Viridiplantae; Streptophyta; Magnoliopsida; Poales; Poaceae
Product: putative F-box protein At1g50870
Molecular function (GO): protein binding
Source: RefSeq, a predicted model, not a curated record